Molecule: messenger RNA, 1693 nt
Organism: Olea europaea var. sylvestris
Lineage: Eukaryota; Viridiplantae; Streptophyta; Magnoliopsida; Lamiales; Oleaceae
Product: protein SHOOT GRAVITROPISM 5-like
Exons: 3
Coding region: 275-1522 (415 amino acids)
Cellular component (GO): nucleus
Molecular function (GO): DNA-binding transcription factor activity
Source: RefSeq, a predicted model, not a curated record
GUUUCUUUGUGGGGGAUUUUUUGCUUCUUUCUGGUAAUCAAGUUGGAAGCUUUCUGAUUGGUUGAAGACCCACCCAGUCAUAACCCACGCCACCCACAUCCCGGAUUACUCUUUUUGAAGGUGAAGGCUUAUAGCUUAAAAGCUGAUUAAAAGUGUCUUUCUAUUAUUUUUUCCCCAUUGUUGCUGCUCUAUAUUCGGUAGUUCCAUCAUCCAUCUUUCGCAUUUUCGAAAUUAAUUAUUCUGCUUACCAUGUUCCAAAUUCUUUGCGGUUGAGAUGGAUUUUGAACAAAAAGUUCCAAUGAUAAGUAACUAUCUCUCUUCUUCUUCCUCCCACCCAUCAUUUUCUGCCGAAAAUGGAAACAUCAGUAAAAGAAAAAGAAGGCCACCAGGAACUCCAGAUCCAGAUGCAGAAGUCGUAUCUUUAUCCCCAAAGACUUUAUUGGAAUCGGAUCGAUACGUUUGUGAGAUCUGCAAUCAAGGGUUUCAGAGAGACCAGAACUUGCAGAUGCAUAGGAGAAGGCAUAAGGUGCCAUGGAAGCUGCAAAAGCGCGAAACGCCAAUAGUGAGAAAGCGCGUAUUCGUGUGUCCAGAACCUACUUGCCUUCACCAUGAUCCUUGCCAUGCUUUGGGUGAUCUUGUGGGAAUUAAGAAGCAUUUUAGAAGAAAACACAGUAAUCAUAAGCAGUGGGUUUGUGAGAAAUGUUCAAAAGGAUAUGCUGUUCAAUCUGAUUAUAAGGCUCAUCUCAAAACCUGUGGAACUCGAGGCCAUUCCUGUGAUUGUGGCCGUGUUUUCUCAAGGGUGGAGAGUUUUAUUGAACAUCAAGACUCGUGCAGUAUGGGGCAGCUCCGAGCAGAUUCACACGCAUUACAGUCUACUGCUUACCUGACCCGAACAGCGUCAGGCCCCAGUCCCUCCAGUGACUCCAAUCUCAGUAAUGUUGCACCAUGGCCUAUUUUCAUGACCAAUGUGUGUGAAAGUAGGAAUUCAAAACCUGCAUUUUUAGAGCUACAGCUGUUAACAAAACCCCAUGUUAAUGGAGAGGAACAGUCGAUGCAUUUGCAGCUGUCCAUUGGUUCAUCAGGAAUCUGUGAGAAAAACGAAAUGGAUAACGCAAAUAUAAGCAGAUUUUCUCCAAGGAAGAGUGGCACUAGCGAGAAAGUGUCGAGAGUUAAAGAACAAGAGCAAGAACUGUUAAGACUCGUCCUAGCUGAAAAAGCAUACGCUGAAGAGGCAAGAAUACAGGCUAAGCGGCAGAGUGAACUUGCUGAGCACGAAUUUGCCUGCGCCAAGAGAAUUAGGCAACAAGCGAGAGCCGAGUUGGAGAAAGCACAGGCCUUGAAGGAACACGCUAUUAUGAAGAUCAAUUCAACCAUUUUGCAACUCACUUGCCAUUCUUGCAAACAGAAGUUCCAAAAGGGAAUAACAGAAGCAUCGACUCCCUUCGAGAAUGCAUUCGGGUUGAGCUACAUAUCAUCUGCUCUAAGAGAAACCGCUGAUCGUUUAACAUUUUGUGAACUUUGAAUUCUUCAAUCUGUUCACGGUAAUUAACCCAUUUGCAUGCAUGUUUUGUAUUUCGAACUGGUGUAGACAUGUGAUUAGAAGCCUAGUGGGUGUCAUCGUAAGCGAGGAAUGUGUUUCUUAAUGGGUUCUGUAUUCAAAGAUUGCUCGAUUAGUUUGAUCAUUUUAUUUGAA